Molecule: messenger RNA, 1572 nt
Organism: Dictyostelium discoideum AX4
Lineage: Eukaryota; Evosea; Eumycetozoa; Dictyosteliales; Dictyosteliaceae
Exons: 1
Coding region: 1-1572 (523 amino acids)
Source: RefSeq, a predicted model, not a curated record
AUGAAAGUUUUAAAUUUUAUAAUAUUAUUAUUUAUUAGUUGUUUAUUUAUUAAUUAUUCAAAAUCACAAGAUGAAACACCAAUUACAUUAAUUGUAAAUCCAAAUAAUAAUAAUACAUAUAUUGUUGGUGAAAAAUGUGGCAUUGAUACAUUUACAUGUAAUUCAAUUAGUGAUGCAGUUGCAUACUUUAAUUCAAUUGCAGUAUUAGUAGAUAAUGGAACUAUUUAUCAACAAUUAAAUAUAAAAUUAUCAAAUGGUACUUAUGGAAUUAAAGAGAGUCAAGUUAAUUUAUUUUUAUUUAAUUGUACAAUUUCACCAUUGGAUGAAGGUGUUAGUAAUGUUAUUUUCAAUGGUUAUCAAAAUCCAUUAAAUCAAACUCAAUCAAUGAUUUCAGUUCAUGGAAAUGGUGAAGGUACAACAUCAGUAUUAAUCAGUGGUAUUACUUUCUUGUAUUUCAAUCAUUCAAUUUGUAAUAUCGUAUCAAUUGAUACCUAUAUAAAUGUAACAUUUGACCAAUGUAAUUUCGAUGGAUACCAAGUUCAAAGUAAUACACACAUGAUUUCAUUCUCUAGAAUUAAUCCACCAGAUAAUGCCACAAUACCAACAAGUUGCUUAAUAAUUUCAAAUUCCAAUAUUUUCAAUACCGGUGGUAAUAAUAACACUUCAUCAUUCUCGAAUAGUGAUAUUAUUUCAGUCUCUGGUUUGAAUGUUACAUUGUAUAAUGUUUAUAUUAAUAGUAUUAUUAAUUCAUUACCACAAUCAGUGUUAAAGGUUGAUAGCAGUUAUACAAACAUUACCAAUUGUAAAUUCUCCAAUAUUUAUACCUCACUCGGUGUAGUUUAUGGCUUCAGUAGUAAUAUAACAUUCUAUAAUUCAACAUUUGACAGAUUGUCAGCCGUGUCAGGUCCAGGUUUAUUCAAUCAUAUAGCAAGCAAUAGUUACAAUUCAACCUUUACAAUGGCCUAUUGUUUAGUUAGUAAUUGCUAUUCACCAACAAGUGCUGGUGUAAUUUUAUUAAAUAAUCCAUUCUCUGUUGCUUUACCAAAUAAUUAUAUUAUGUAUUCAUCAUUUAAUUAUAAUAAUGGCUCAAGUGGUGGUGUUUUAUAUAGUACAACUGUUCCUGUGAAUUUUGAUAAUUGCAUUUUCGAUUCAAAUAGUGCAGUAAUGGGAUCGAUUGCACAAGUUAUUAAAACAUCAUUAUCUGUAUCAUAUUCAACAAUAUUAAUUUCAAAUUCAUCAAAUUUACAUAGUAUUGCUCUUGGUGGUACAUUUGUAUCUUGGUAUUCCGAUGCUACAUUCACUUUUAAUACAUUUAGUGGAAAACUUGUUUCUUUUGAAUGUACAAAUUCAACAAUUGUUAUUGAAAAUUCAAAAAAUUUAAAUCCAUAUUAUAAUUGUUAUAGUUGUAAACAAAUAUUUGUUAAUUCAAAUUCAAUUUGUAAAGGUAGUAGUACAACUUCAACAUUAAAUUUUGGUAGUGAUAGUAGUAAUAGUAAUUCUUUUAAAUUAAUUCCAAAUUUUUCAAUUUUAAUUUUAUUAAUAACAAUAAUAACAAUAUCAUUUAAUUUUUAA